AUAACUAAUUUGUGAAAACUGGUUUACGUCGCAUAUGUUAUGGAAUAAUAUUUACCCGAAAGAACUUACAACAUCAUACAGCAAUGCUGUAAUUAACCAGUGAAUGUUUGACCACUUGACCACUGUAACCAUAAGUCUGACGUGUCACGGCUGUAGUGGUCAAGCGGGACUAUGAAGUGGUAUCUUAAGCAGAAGACCUUGGGCUGGAUAAUAUUGUUUGUUUGGGUGAUGCUCUGGGGAUAUUUCAAUCGCUCGUCAUGUGUCAAAGAAAACAAGGAACCAGUAGCACACGCUUCAGAUCUGGGUACAAUGACCCCGGGACCAGUGUUACAUAUCAACAUUUUAGAUAUAAUAAGAUCGACACUCUUGAAAGCGCCAGAGAUAACGCGCCUUCCGCCAUCACCGACAGCGCCAGAGAUAACACGCCUUCCGCCAUCACCAACAGCGCCAGAAAUAACACGCCUUCCGCCAUCACCAACAGCGCCAGAGAUAACACGCCUUCCGCCAUCACCAACAGCGCCAGAAAUAACACGCCUUCCGCCAUCACCAACAGCGCCAGAGAUAACACGCCUUCCGCCAUCACCAACAGCGCCAGAAAUAACACGCCUUCCGCCAUCACCAACAGCGCCAGAGAUAACACGCCUUCCGCCAUCAUCAACAGCGCCAGAAAUAACACGCCUUCCGCCAUCACCAACAGCGUCAGAUAUUCAGCGUCCUCUACCAUCUCCAACAGAACAAGCGUCAACUGAGGUUGAAGUCACGGGGAGAUUGAAAGUCGAUCGUAGAAAAGCUCUUCUGUACGGAAAGGCAAGAAAAACUAAAAGUUCCUUGACUAUCGGGAUCCCUACAUUACGUCGACAGGGGGUGGAUUAUCUUGAGAAGACACUCUUUUCUCUAAUCACCCACUCAGAUGCGUCCCAGCAAAUGUCGAUAGUGGUGGUCAUUUUUAUGGUGGACAUGGACAAGACCUGGACCAGGAUAAGGAGCAAACAGCUAGCCGUCAAAUACCCCAAGCUCAUACAAAGCGGAUUCCUCCAGAUAGUGCAUCCACAUGAUCAAAGUAUAUAUCCAGAUUUUGGAAAGCUCAAAAGAACGUAUAAUGACUCAUUAGAGAGGGUGGCGUGGCGGUCGAAACAGAAUAUUGAUUAUGCUUACCUUUUCGCGUAUAGUCAAAACAUAUCAAAAUAUUAUCUCCAACUAGAGGAUGAUGUCGUUGCAGCUAGCGACUAUUAUAGAGACAUUGUAAGUUUUAUUGAUUCCAAUUCCAACAGAUUCUGGUAUUACCUUGAGGUUUCACAUAUAGGAUUUAUUGGAAAACUGAUACGAUCAUCAGACCUUGGUGGUCUGUCAGAAUAUAUUAUGAUGUUUUUUGAUGAACAGCCAGGUGACCUUUUGCUUAUUGCAUUAGGUAAAAUCAAAACACAGUCAAAGAGGAUAGUUGCAACUAGAUCUUUGUUCCAACAUAUAGGUACCGUGUCAAGUUUGCCGGGAAAAGUACAAAAAAUAAUUGACAAACAUUUCAAAGAUUCGUUUGACAAACGUUUCAAAAAUGCAUUUGGUUUAAAAGACUCGUUUAGUUUGAAACAAUAUCCCCGAAAGAGAUUCUAUCAUUCAAAUCCCUCCGCAAAAAUAGAUACAAACAUUGAAGUGUAUUCAAAUUAUAACCCUGUGUAUGCGUAUGACUUAUCAAAUAGGUUUUUCUGGGGAGUCAGUCCUAGACGGGGAGGAAACUUUCGAGUCAUAUUCCAUGUUCCUCAAAACAUAAGCCGUAUAUUCAUAGAUUCUGGUAGCACUGAAAUAGACACAGACAUACUGUAUGAUGGUAAACUGUUAGUAUCAUCCAGCAUAUCAAAUGAGGAGCGAACACCAUGUCAAAAUUUCACAACCAUCUCUAAAUUUGAGAAUGGCGACAUCGACACCAGCAAAUCGAAUGUUUCACUUCCGGUAAAUAUAGACUGUAUUGUUAUUGCAGUGAUGGCCAAUCAAACUGAUUGGCUCGUUAUUAGAGAGAUCGCCAUAUUCCUUCCGGGCGAACUUGAAAUUACGGAACCGAGUAAUCAAUUAUCCCAAAAACCUAGCAAGGAACGUGUAAUGAUAGGAAAGGAUGCACUGGAGAAAAGUGAUUCACUUAAACCACAUCUCGCUCACAGAAACUCAAUAGAACGACAUACCGUAUUUAACAUUCGUGGUCAUAACAAGCAGUAUGAACCAGGACAUACCGACGACCACGUAUCAUAUCCGCCGUACAGAGGUGUUACGGUGAAUCUUGGUGAUAAAGAUGUCAAACAUUUUGAAAGAGAAAGCGAUGUGAAGCAAGCGUCUGACAUGAAUCAGACAACAACGUCUCGUGUACAACAUCCAUUUGAACAACAUUACGACAACGUCACACAACGGGAUGAUGCAAUGAACAUAUACAAUUCAACUGGGGUGAAUAAGUAUUCUAGGAAAAGAUUUUAUCACGUCAAUCCUCCCGCAACAAUACACACACAAAUUGAAACUUUCUCUGGUUAUAAACCUGUAUAUGCAUAUGAUUUGUCGGACACAUUUUUCUGGGGGUCCUAUCCGAAACAAGGCGAUUACUUCUUGAUAUUACUGAAGUCUCCACAAAACAUCAGCCGUAUAUUCAUCGACUCUGGUUACGAAGGAAAGGAAUUUGACAUACUACAAAACGCUAGACUGUUGAUAUCAACAAGAACACCUGGUAAUGAAGAAAGAACAUGUCAAAAGCUCGGAGCUGUAGCACUCUUUGUAAAUGGGGACGUCGACACAAAGAUUUCAAACAUUUCACUUCCGGUAAAUAUAGAUUGUAUUGCAAUAGAGCUUACGGCAAAUCAAAACGACAGGCUCAUCAUCCGAGAAAUCGCUGUGUUCCUAUCAGGAGAAUUAGAGAGUGCGAAGCUGGACAAAAUUACAAGCUCCCCACAAAUGCGAGAGGAACGUAAGGUGCUUGAACAGACAUUCAAAAGAAAUGAAACAUUAAAACGACUAUUUGUUUCCAAACAGUCACUUGGGUCGGUUCAAACAAAGAACCCCGAUAACAUUAAAUCACAAUGGCAAGAUCUGCAAGGCCAUACCGACAGCCGUCGUUCGAAUUUAAAUCAACCGAAAGAAAGUUUAGACCGGCGACCGUAUGUAUCUCCAAACCACAGGCAAAUAAAUGUGCAUGAUGCAAAUGAUGCGAAAAAUCGCUCAGAAACGUUGUUUAAAAACGGAUAUGCCAUAGACCGAAAUAAACUUUUAAAAAAUGGACGUCAUCAUCGUUAUCAACCGACUUCCGACAGCAGAUUUAACAACAGUGAAGACAAACGUGUGCAACAAAGGACCUAUUCGCUACUACAACAAAACAACACUGAAUUUUCACACAAUAUAGAAACAAAUAGAAAAAAACUUUAUGUGAAUCCGUGGCACACCAGUGAUGCCAAAGUUGUUGAAAAAGUAACUACAGACAAGAAAACAAGCAAUGUUAAGCGGGUACCCGAGGUAACUAAGAUAGUCAACUAUACAUUGGAACAUCGUAAAGAACAAAAGUACAACGACAGGCAAACGGAUAAUAUUGCAAACAAAACGGAAAAGAAUGGAGUGAAUCAGUAUUCUCGGAAAAGAUUUUAUCACGUCAAUCCUCCCGCAACAAUACACACACAAAUUGAAACUUUCUCUGGUUAUAAACCUAUAUAUGCAUAUGAUUUGUCGGACGCAUUUUUCUGGGGGUCCUAUCCGAAACAAGGCGAUUACUUCUUGAUAUUACUGAAGUCUCCACAAAACAUCAGCCGUAUAUUCAUCGACUCUGGUUACGAAGAAAAGGAAUCGGACAUACUUCAAAACGCUAGACUGUUGAUAUCAACAAGAACACCUGGUAAUGAAGAAAGAGCAUGUCAAAAGCUCGGAGCUGUAGCACUCUUUGUAAAUGGGGACGUCGACACAGAGAUUUCAAACAUUUCACUUCCGGUAAAUAUAGAUUGUAUUGCGAUUGAGAUUACGGCAAAUCAAAACGACAGGCUCAUCAUCCGCGAGAUUGCGGUAUUCCUAUCCGGAUAAUUGAAGAACAAUGAACUGGACAAAAAUGUCAUCUCCUGAAAGAUUCAAGAGGUUAGUAAGACACGUUAAAACAUAUACUGAUAGAAGUGAUAAUGUCCUUAAACCAACGUUGCAUCUCCGCAGUAUUUUCAGUAGGGCAGAUGGAAAAAUCAAAGGACCUCAGCAUUUCCAAGAUAUACAGACAGGCACAACUUGAGUCCAGUCCAACUGAAGAAGCAAUAAGGUCGACACCACAAGUGCCUCUUAAUCGCAAGAAGAUAAAUAAAAAACAAGUGUAAGGUUUAUUAAAACUCAUAAAACACUAAUUAAAGGUAUGACACGUUAAAAAAACAUAAAAACAAGAAUAAGUCUUUUCAGACCAUAUUUUUUUAUUGGUUUCAUUUUUAAUCUUCCCUUUUAAGCUUUGGACCAGGUGAAAUUAUACCGUACCGUGGUGUCCGUCGUCCAUUCGCCGUCAACAUUUCCUUUAGACUACUUCUUUUGUUCUUCUGCUAAACUGCCUAGUGGAAUUUUACCAAAUUGGAAUGGACAUACCCAUAGUUGAUGGAGAUUCAAAAUUAUACAAAUUGAGGGACCGACCCACCAGGGUGCCGAGGGGAAGGUUUGUUUGCCAUUUUGGUUUAAGCGACCUCUUUGGAAAUAAGAUAUGGAUAUCAACCACAUUUGAUUGGAAAUAUCCCAAUGUAAUUGGGAUUAGAUAUUGUAUAUGUACUAAGGAGAGGAGCCAAGGGAUUUUAUAAUUUGAAAAUGACUGAUAUCCAUCACAUAACCAUAUAUACAACACCUGAAUAUAAAGAGACAAGUACAAAUAUGCUACCAGGAUGCCCUUUGGAUCUGGUACCACCCUUUGAGACUUAGUCCCUGGGUUACAACUUUGAAGCUCUUUAGAACACCACUCUAUAACCAUAUUUACAAUUGCUUAAAAUGAAGAGACGAAUACAUAUAGCCCUCAGGAUUAGCCCCAGUGAAUGAACCCAAACUUGAUGACUUAGUCACAGAGUCAUAACUUUGAACCGUUAGAGAUCUCCACCCCAUAUUAUGCAAUUGCUCGACAUGAAUUGUUUUAUACAGAUAUGCUACCAGGAUUGAACUCGGGGCCUGCUCUACGUUUGGUUACUUAGUCAUUUGGUUAUGACAUGGAACUUGUUGAGAUCACAACCUCUAAAUGAGAUACGUAAAUGCUGGGUUUGAAGAGAUGAACACACGCUAUCAGAAAAAACUUAUCAUCCAACAAGCGAACGAAAGGUUCAAGUAAUUUCUCACAAAGAGUUUACUUGAAAAUUUUGAGAGUAGAGUCAAAUGGUUUCAAUACCACCCCACACCACCCUAGA
Messenger RNA from Mizuhopecten yessoensis (Yesso scallop), 5366 nucleotides. RefSeq lists its product as uncharacterized. NCBI's taxonomy places the organism in Eukaryota, Metazoa, Mollusca, Bivalvia, Pectinida, Pectinidae. Gene Ontology annotation, biological process: protein N-linked glycosylation. The record is from RefSeq and is a predicted model, not a curated record. Bases 172 to 4035 code for a protein of 1287 amino acids. Gene Ontology annotation, molecular function: acetylglucosaminyltransferase activity. The transcript has 5 exons.